Molecule: messenger RNA, 2156 nt
Organism: Anthonomus grandis grandis
Lineage: Eukaryota; Metazoa; Arthropoda; Insecta; Coleoptera; Curculionidae
Product: testis-expressed protein 10 homolog
Exons: 9
Coding region: 104-2056 (650 amino acids)
Cellular component (GO): MLL1 complex; nucleus
Source: RefSeq, a predicted model, not a curated record
CGAUAAUAUCUACAGUAAUUAAACAUAACCUCACUUUUUUUUUAUUAAUUUCACUUUAUAAACAUUUGUGAAAUAAAUAAUCCUUUUUCUGUGUAAAACUGCUAUGGGUAGAAAUCAUCGUCACAAGAAGGACGUCCGUGCAGAAAAGGCCAAAGUGAAACUAAAACAGUCAAAAACGAAAUUCCUUCCCAAGGGCCAGAAUGUUACGAACACCACAUUCAAAAUCAAACCAAUUGUGGUCAACGAGCAGCUCAAAGACAAAAGUUCGGAGGACGUCCUCAGUAAGAGGAAGCUAAACAUUAAGGACCUUUUAAGUCGCAUUAAACAUUAUAACGAGAAUGUCAGGCAUAGUGCAUGUGAAGAGUUAACAGAAAUGAUUAAAGUACAUGCAGAAGAAAUUGUACAGCAACAUUUAAUGUCUGUGUGUUUAGCUGUUAGUGGCCUAAUGCAAGACCGAGAGAAGAAAGUUAGGAAAUCAGCUGUGAAAUGUGUUGAAACCAUUUUGGGACAUGUAUCUGCUGAACACCUUCAUCCCUUUUUCGAAUAUUUCUCCACCAAUCUCCGUUGUGCCAUGACAAAUAUAGACAAAAAUAUCCAGGAAGACUCCUUGCUAUUCCUCGACUGUUUUAUUAAAGGAGACAGCAGUCUGAUUUAUAAAUCUUACGAGAAACUGCUUCCGGACUUUUUAUCCCUGAUUUCAAAACUGAGAAGCGAUUCCCAACUAGGAAGGACCCUUACCUUGAAUUUGGGCAGCAAAAUGACCAGUGUGACAUGGAGAAUAAAGGUUUUAAGUAGACUGCAUGCGGUGCUAAAAAUAAUUUUAAAAAAUCAAAAAGGUGAUGUGGAUAUGGAGUGUGAGGAGGAGCAGAAUGUUUUUGAUGCCUCUACUAAUUCCACUUUCCCAUUAUAUAAUAGGAAAAUCGGAUAUCUAUUGGAGCAUCCCUGCCUGGAUAUAUUUUCCAGUGGCAACAAUAUUGUUAGCAGUAACAGUGAUAGUAUUAACAGACAUAUUGUUACCCUUGUGCCUUUAUUGUAUGAAACGUGGUUGGAAGUGAUGCCUGAGCAAAAAGUACUGAAAUCUUCUGAAAGCACCGUCCUUACUGAGGAAAUGGCUGCUUUACUCUCUUGCAUCACUAAUACAUUGUACUUGCUAUGGCAGUACAUUAAAACAAUUGAAAAUGAUCAUGUAAAUCAGAGGACGGUAUUUUUGUCACAAGAGGGCCAAAAGUUUCUGAGUCAUUUGCUCGAGAACUUCCCUUAUUGCCAUACAGGGUUGCGAUCGAAAAAAUCCAAAAAUAGCAGCUUGAACGUUCUGGAACAUAACACAGAUCCGAAAUGCGUCCAGGAGAAUUUGACGAUUUGUUUCUUGUAUUUGACUUUAUACGUGAAUUGUACGCAGAAGAAUGUGAAAAAGGACGCUUUGCCUAUUUUGGAGUAUUUGAUUAAAAUUUUCUUCCAAAAACAAGCCAUAAGAGAACAGAGCCUCCAGUGCCUCCUAGAACUAUUAACCGAAUGCCUGGGCGAAAACUAUAAACUAUGGCAAAAAAGCGACAUCGAUUUACAACUAAUACUAGAAAACGCCAUAGCGUUUUACAACCACGGCAAGAUGAGUGACCGCAGUAAACUGAAACUUUUGCAAAUUCUAGCAGCAGUUUUAGACAAUGAUCAGCUCAAACAAAACGUUAAGUAUCAGAACUGGCUGGCCACGUUGCCGGACCUCUUAUGCCAGCCCUGUAUAAUGGACAACAUUGUAGCAGAACUACUGAAAAUCUCCAAAAAGAAUUGUCACAUUUUUUAUGCGGCUUUACUAAAGAAAUUACCCGUGAUACUUGAUAAUUUGGAUACGGUGAAACUCUCGAUCAGUUCGGAAUCUUUACUGCAAAACGAGGCUACAACAAAAAGAGAUUUCGCAUUUAUUUUUUAUUAUUUGCCGGAGUACUCGAGGAAGGACUUGGAGGUUUUGACUAAGUUUAUUGCAAAGUCUUCUCAGACUAACUGGGGUGAUUAUUUUAAGAGAGUUUUAGCUUUAAGGGAGUCUGACGCAAGGAGAUUAUGACCUAAUUAAAUUUCUUUAGGCAAAUGGAUGAACCAGUGUUUUUUGAUAACUUUUUAUGGUAUAUUUACGUUUCCAAUAAAAAGAAUUUACAUCCUUAAAA